Messenger RNA from Miniopterus natalensis, 2583 nucleotides. RefSeq names its product regulator of G protein signaling 4 (gene RGS4). NCBI's taxonomy places the organism in Eukaryota, Metazoa, Chordata, Mammalia, Chiroptera, Miniopteridae. The record is from RefSeq and is a predicted model, not a curated record.
CCUUCCUCCCUGCGAACUCGAGUCCGCUGCAAAGAUGUGCAAAGGUCUAGCUGGGCUGCCUGCUUCCUGCUUGCGGAGCGCAAAAGAUAUGAAGCACCGGCUGGGGGUGCUCCUGCAGAAGCCGGGUUCCUGCGAGCACAGCGCCCCCCACAGCAGGAGAGACAAGCUGGCCCUUGGUCAGAGGGUGAGCCAAGAGGAAGUCAAAAAGUGGGCCGAAUCACUGGAAAACCUGAUUAAUCAUGAAUGCGGGCUGGCGGCGUUCAGAGCAUUCCUCAAGUCGGAAUACAGCGAGGAGAACAUUGAUUUCUGGAUCAGCUGUGAGGAGUACAAGAAAAUCAAGUCUCCCUCUAAACUGAGUCCCAAGGCCAAAAAGAUCUACGAUGAGUUCAUCUCGGUCCAGGCAACCAAGGAGGUCAACCUGGACUCUGGCACCAGGGCGGAGACCAGCCGGAACAUGCUGGCGCCCACGGCGACCUGCUUCGACACAGCCCAGAGGAAGAUCUUCCACCUAAUGGAGAAGGACCCCUACCGCCGCUUCCUCAAGUCCCACUUCUACCUCGAGCUGGCCAGCCCUUCCGGCUGGUGGCCCGAGAAGCAGAAAGGGGCCAAGCGUCCCGCAGACUGUCCUUCCCUGGCCCCCCAGUGUGCCUGACUCUCAUGCUGCGGUGAGGGCCAAAGGCCAAGACUGUGCUGGAACUGAGGCCACUCACUGGUCUGUGAGCAGCAGGGGCAUGUCCACCAUAGCCUAGUUCCCACGUGUUACUGCCUAGAUUUAGUGUCUGUGCUUCUGUGUUCAUCAGGACAGGCCCUCUUUCCAGUCCAGUUCCCCCACAUUUUUUAGGGUGCCAUGUGGGCAAGGUUCCAAACAGCAGCCCGAGAGGCCCGGAGUGUUAGAGACUGUUGGCAGUCCUCUCCACCCAGCAGUGUGACCUCAGGUGGGUGGGCCCAUGUCCUGUGACAUCCACAGGCUCAUGGAUUCUGUUAGCUAGCACCUCCUGCAGACUCUAGGUGUCCGGGUGAGGUUGACCUAUUGUGUGUACACGUGUGCGUGUGUGUGCGUGUGUGUGCGUGUGUGCGUGCAUGCACACACAUUCUUGUGACAGUGAUGGAAGGGACCCAGGCACUCAUCACUAGUGCUCACACACUCACAUGGACGGAACAAAGGGAAUCAGCUCCCUGCCAGCUAACCUGGGGAAAGUGGCUGUCACACUCCGGGGUCUCGCUGGAGAAGCAUCCGGAUUUAACCGAGACAGCCUGCCCGCUGAGCAGUAUUCUAGGGAGCGAAUGUCACACAGAGUCUAAUCCUUGCCUCCCAGGGCUGUCCUGGGCUGCGGGCACUCACACACUUAUGAGUCCCUGAGCUGCGGGCCUCCCCACUUUGCCUGGGGGUUGGCACCUGGUUAUCUGCGGCUGGGCGGGCUGGGGCUGGGAGGUGGCCGUGGGUAGUGGGACUGUGGGGAAACGCAGGCUCCAUGUGCUGGGAGGCUCGGCUGCGGAAGGCACAGGACUCUGAGGUUGCUCUCCACUCCCUUUCCCCACCAAGGUGCUCCUCUCAUCUUGUGUUUUCCUGAGAAUGCAGCCCUCACCUGAGGCUGCUUAGUUCAUGGUGACAUUGUUUGUGUUCCAUUGGCUCUAGGCUAUAUGCCUCCACUCUGAGCCAGCCCCCAGGAAAGGUGACAUUUUAUAAGGGAACUGUUUCCACAAGCCCCAAAGCCCUGGGUGUUGCUGUGGCCCACGUGGCGGGUCCCCGGGGCUCUGGGACGGAGUGGGAGGGAAGGGGGAAAAUGGGCACUUGUUGGAACUGCUGUUAGGAACUUUCCAAAGGCACGUGAAAUACUUGAAGAUUUCUCAUGGUGUUAUUUAUGAUGUUGUUUUGUACGAUGCUUUAAUUAUUGUAUUGCUUUAUAAAUGGAGGUGCAGGAUGUCUCCUGAGCGGUUCAUGAGUGGCCGGGAAGUCACAUGCUUCUUACUCUACCGAAACCACUGCUGUGAACACCCACGUGCCCAGUCCCUCCGCAUCUGUCACCCCGUGAGCGCCAUGUGCGCUGAAGCCGAGAGCCUGGGCUCAAAGUGUGGCUCCCAUAGCGCUGCCCACGGACCCAUCGUAUUAAAGAUGCAGGUCUCAUCGUACCCUCCUGGUCUCUGGCAGUUUCUUGCCUGUCUCUGGGUCCCCAUCAGCAUCUCUUGUGUUACAUACAAGCCCACAGCCUCCUCUCUAGGUGACUCCAGGGCCCAAGUGUGUGACUCUGUUAUAACCGUCGGACCUCCGGGUUGUCCCGGACCCACGGACAGCUGCCUCACGGGUGUGCAGGGUUGUUCCGAAUGAGAAGUAAAUUAUUUUAUGUAAUGUUUUCCAGUGUGCUUUUCAGUUGAGUACUGCUGUUACUUCAUCAGCAUUGACGUAGAGAGCGCCUGUCCCGGCCCACGGGCUGGGCACCCCUCCUGUGCCUGCCCAUGGUGGGCGCUGACUGGGAAACUCGAGUCUCAACUGCUGACCGACUAUUUUGAACCAGGACUCACUCUGUAAUGGUGCAGCUGGCUACUUUCCUGCACUUGAAUAUUAAAUGAAAGCAUCUGAAUAAA